Penicillium salamii is the source of this 1404-nucleotide messenger RNA. Lineage: Eukaryota; Fungi; Ascomycota; Eurotiomycetes; Eurotiales; Aspergillaceae. The record is from the annotation of a GenBank genome assembly.
AUGAAUUCAAAAAACCGUGAAUCAUCUGAGAUUGAUCUCCAAUCUCCGGAGAAACCGCAAUGUGGGACAGCGAUUUCUCUGCCUAUAUUACCACCACAUCUUCGGAAUCGCACGCUCGAAGAAAGACAAGCGUUGGAAAAACGCCUAGUCAGGAGGCUGGAUAUACGCUUGAUGCCCAUGCUAGUUUUGAUUUAUAUUCUAAACUAUCUAGACAGAAACGCAAUUGCAGCAGCCAAACUAGCAGGCCUCACCGAAGAUCUUCAACUGUCUUCAGUGCAAUUUCAGACCUCUGUCAGCGUUCUCUUUGUUGGUUACAUUCUGAUGCAAGUUCCCUCCAACCUUUUUUUAAACAAAGUGGGUAAGCCUGCAUUGUAUCUUCCGACAUGCAUGGUUGCUUGGCCCGGUUGUAUGGUGACAUUGAGUGCGUGGUAUACCCGAAAAGAACUGGCACUGCGAACUGCAAUUCUCUACUGCGGCUCCCUACUUUCUGGUGCUUUCUCAGGACUUAUUGCCGCCGGAAUAACCGACAAUAUGGACGGUGUUCGCGGAUUGCGAGCUUGGAGGUGGCUGUUUAUCAUUGAGGGCGCAAUUACCGUCGUCGUGGCUUUCAGUGCUUAUUUCGUUCUGGUCAACUUCCCCCACAACACUACGGGUAUAUCUGACACUGAAAGAGAGCUGGCCAUAUGGCGUCUUCAGAAGGAUAUCAGUGCACAAGGAGAAGAAUCAGAAGAAAACCUCAGCUUGGUUGGGGGCUUCAAACAAUGCAUAGCUGACUGGAAGGUAUGGAUCCUGGUCACUUUGGUUUUCGGAGCAACAUCCAGCGGUACUAUCAAUAGCUUCUUCCCAACUGUCGUGGAGGGGCUUGGUAAAGAUCGUAUUCAAACCCUUCUACUGACAGUUCCGCCAUAUAUUCUGGCCUGCAUUGUUGCCAUGCUGGUCUCUCUGAGCGCCGAUCGAUCAGGUGAACGUUAUUUCCAUUUCACCAUCCCGCUGUGGACUUCAAUUGCGGGCUUCAUUAUCUCAGCUUCCACCACCCAGUUUGGUCCGAGGUAUUUUGCCUUCAUGAUCAUGCUCCCCGGUGUCUAUACGGCUUUUAUUAUUGGCAUUACUUGGGUUGCAAAUACCCUCCCACGGCCAUCAGCCAAAAAGGCCGCGGCCCUCGCUUUUGCCAACGCGAUCGGAAAUUGUUCCUCGAUUUACAGUCCGUAUCUUUACCCCAGCAGUGGUGCUCCUCGCUUCGUUCUUGCAAUGAGUGUCAAUUCCGCAACCUCACUGCUUGCUAUCUCCACUGCAACGAUUUUCAGGGUUCUUCUGCAACGCUUGAAUAGAGGGAUGGAGAGGGAGGAGGUUGAGGAAUAUGACCAGGAGGGCAGGCGGGUAGAGGGCUUCCGGUAUCUCCUGUGA